UGCUCACAUCCAUGUCAGUUCGCUGUUAUAUCAAGCCACAAAGUGUUCCUGAAAACAUUAUUACAUAGAAUAAUUUUUCUUCAUUUGUCAUUCUCACAAGCUGUCAAAAUAAGUUCCUCUUUGCCUCCCCACCUUUCCCAUCGUGGGCAGUCCAACAAUCCCUUCCCCUUGAAUUCACCUGAAAAGAGGUUCAACUACGGCUCAAAGCUGAAUCCAUACACCCGAGCCCGGGUGACGGAGGCGUGGCAGCAACAUGCUGUUGCCCCGCCUCCAGUGGUGCACACCAUCCCACCAGGGGUGGACACACUGGGCUGCACCGUCUAUGGCAUUGUCCUCCAGCCGGACACGGCAUUGCAGCAACAAUCCCAGCAGCAGCAGCAACAACAACAGCAGCAUCACAGUCAGCAGCACAACCAGCAGCAGCAUCCGGCACAAGCGCAGCAACCCUCCUUGCAUGUCGGGAGCGAGGGAGGACACAAGUGUGGUGCGUGUGGCCAUGACAUCUCCCAUCUGGCUAAUCCUCAUGAGCACCAGUGCAUGGUGAGCCAAGACCGUUCGUUUCAGUGCACGCAGUGUCUGAAAAUCUUCCACCAAGCCACUGACCUGUUGGAGCACCAGUGUGUACAGGUGGAGCAGAAACCCUUUGUGUGCGGAGUGUGCAAGAUGGGCUUCUCCCUGCUAACUUCGCUAGCACAGCAUCACAAUGCCCAUAACAGCGGCAACCCCAUGAAGUGCUCCAUAUGUGAAAAAACAUAUCAGCCGGGUUCUGGAAAUGCCACGCCAACUUCGUCAACGGCCACUCCAGGGCAGCCAUCCAACGACGAAGCGUCAUCCAGUGGCAGCGCUGCCGUCGGGACAUCAGGUCAGCCUACGUUCGAGCCUUCGCAACCUGACAGACCCUACAAGUGUUCGGUGUGCUCCAAGGGCUUCCGUCACUUAUCUGAGCUCACCCGUCAUGAACGCGUCCACUCGGGCGAGAAGCCUUUUAAAUGUGAAACAUGCGACAAAAGCUUCAGCCAGUCCUCACAUCUAGCCCACCACCAGCGUACCCACAGCUCCGAACGGCCGUUCAAGUGUGCGGUGUGCGAGAAGAGUUUCAAGCACCGAUCCCACCUAGUCCGUCACAUGUACGCCCACUCGGGUGAGCACCUGUUCAAGUGCAACCUUUGCGAGUUGCACUUCAAAGAGUCUUCUGAGCUCCUCCACCACCAGUGUCAGCCGCAAGGUGCUCGGCCGUUUCGCUGCGCCACGUGCGGGAAGGGCUUCAAGCGUCCGUCCGACUUGAGACAGCACGAACGCACCCACUCGGAGGAACGCCCAUUCCACUGUGAAGACUGCCAGAUGAGCUUUAAACAACAGUACGCCCUGGUGCGCCACAGGCGAACGCACAAGCCCUCUGCCGACCGCCCCUUCAAAUGCAACCUGUGCGACAAGGGCUUCCUGCAGCCGUCCCACUUGUUGUACCACCAGCACGUUCACGGCAUGGACAACCUUUUCAAAUGUGCCUCCUGUGGAAAGGGCUUCAGCCAGUCCGGGGAGCUGCUCCGUCACAAAUGUGGUGAGUCCUCCUCGACACCCAUAAAUCCAGACAAGCCCUACAAGUGUGACGUUUGCGGAAAGGCCUACAAAAAAGCCACCACGCUACAGCGCCAUCAGAAUUCCCACUGCACCGAGAAGCCUCUCAAAUGCUCGCUGUGUGACCGACGCUUCCUGUCCUCCUCAGAGUUCGUGCAGCACCGAUGCGACCCAUCCCGGGAGAAGCCCUUGAAAUGUCCUGACUGCGAGAAGCGUUUCAAGUACUCCUCGGAGAUGCAGCGGCACAGGCGUGUCCACACCGGAGAGAAGCCCUACAAGUGCGCCAGUUGCGACAAGGGCUUCAAGCAGCGCGAACACCUGGCCAAGCAUCAAAGCGUGCAUGCGAGAGAUGCCCAGUUUAAAUGUGUAUGGUGUGGAGAGCGAUUCGCUGAUCUAGGAGCCCUUCAGGAGCAUACUGUCCAGCACACGGCUGAAGGUGGGGGGUACCCUGUGUCCUCUCUCAUUCAGUAAUUUGUUCCCCUGAUUAUCAUUUGCAAAGGUAUUAUCAAUCUCCGCAAACUACCCCAGACAAAUGAAUUCGUACAAGGCCCAGUAACCUCAUAAUACCUCAUUUUGUUCUAAACAUGCAUAUGCUCAACAAGUUGUUAUUCCCUUUUUGAUAUCAAGAGGCAUAGUUGAAUUGGAUUUUAUCGACAAAAAGUUAUCGAUUUGUUGGUUUACAUCUAAAUCCUGGGAGGAGGCAAGGGGAGAUCUCCAAACUCUGUCCCAGAUAGCACUGUGAUCCUAGACCAGUAGGGCGGCAUUUGCCCUGCAUUGUGGCUCCUUGACCCGACGUGGCUCACAAUGCCCCCAUCAAAUCUCUAGAGCACAAGACAAAAAACGAUUCAGUCUGCAACUAAUUGUUAAGUCUUGAUCCUUCAUAUUAAAUCAGCUAUACAUUUUUGGUAGUACCUAGUAUGGUUGAAAUAUUGCUUACUGUGUGCCUCUACGUUAAUAACUAUUCUGAUCACUAGCCUUGCUCCAAUAUGAGUAUGUUGUACACACAUUUGGAGCACCUCUGGCAGCCUACUGUGCGCAUUUAGUUCACCCCAAAGCUAAUGACAAAACAAAAAGGGGGACAAAGUUGUUCUGUUAUGAACUGUUGAAACUGGCUGUCUAUGUCAAUGUUGACGUUCCCCUCGAUGUGGCAACUAAUGGUAUGUACCAAAAUCUACUACUGUACUGUACCAGAACUUAAACGGACAGAUCGUUAACCAGCAGAAGUAUAA
This is a messenger RNA of Sinocyclocheilus rhinocerous, 2804 nucleotides long. RefSeq names its product zinc finger protein 319-like. Gene Ontology annotation, cellular component: nucleus. Gene Ontology annotation, molecular function: DNA-binding transcription activator activity, RNA polymerase II-specific; RNA polymerase II cis-regulatory region sequence-specific DNA binding. The record is from RefSeq and is a predicted model, not a curated record. The transcript is spliced from 2 exons. Gene Ontology annotation, biological process: regulation of transcription by RNA polymerase II. The annotation marks the transcript as partial. NCBI's taxonomy places the organism in Eukaryota, Metazoa, Chordata, Actinopteri, Cypriniformes, Cyprinidae.